AACACGUAUCUAUUGGGACACACGUGGAAUAUCUCGGGAGAGUCGGCGGUUUGUCUGUCUCGGGUUCCCCACAAAAACCCCAUCGCUUUCCGUUACUCGCAUUCCCGCCUUUUUGAACCUUCUUUUUUCAGCAGCAGAAGAAGAGACAGAGAAAGAUAUGUGCGGAAGAGCACGUUGCACACUUAGCGUAGAUGAUAUUCCCAGGGCUUGUCAUCUCAACUCUCGUCCACUUCGUUCAAUCGACACCAAUCGGUACCGUCCUGCUUAUAAUGUGGCCCCUGGCUCGACCCUACCUGUUAUUAGAAGGGACAACGGAACCAAUAGUCAAGGAGUUGCUAUUCACUGCAUGAAAUGGGGGCUUAUACCCAGUUUCACAAACAAAGCUGAGAAACCUGAUCACUACAAGAUGUUUAAUGCUCGCUCUGAGUCUGUUACUGAGAAGGCCUCCUUUCGUCGUCUUGUUCCUGGCAGCAGGUGUCUUGUGACCGUAGAAGGAUUUUAUGAGUGGAAGAAAGAUGGGGCUAAAAAGCAACCUUAUUACAUUCAUUUCAAGGAUGGCCGACCUAUGGUGUUUGCUGCCCUAUAUGAUUCUUGGAAAAAUGCGGAAGGAGAAGUUCUUUAUACCUUCACAAUUCUGACAACUUCUUCAUCAUCAGCUUUAGCCUGGCUGCAUGACAGGAUGCCUGUUAUUUUAGGUAAGACGGGAUCUACUGAGGAGUGGCUGGAUGGUUCCUCAUCUUCCAAAUUCAAUACAGUCCUUAAACCAUAUGAAGAACCUGAUCUGAUAUGGUAUCCAGUGACAUCCGCAAUGAAUAAGCCUUCAUAUGACGGGCCAGAGUGCAUUAAAGAGAUACAACUAAAGACUGAUGAGAUGAAGCCAAUCUCAAGUUUUUUCUCAAAGAAAGUAAAUAAUAGCGAGGAAUCUAAAUCUCAGGUGACCAAUGCUGGUAAGGCCUCCAUGCAUGCUACUCCAGCAUUAAGCUUGAAAGUGGAGCCCGAUACUGAAGGGAACACAGGCAUUCAGCAACCUCUUGUAGAUAAAAGUAAAGAAGAUGUAAAAUCUAAUGUUGCUCAGGCUCAGCUAGCGAAUGAGGAUGCACAUCAGUUCCAGCUCAAGCGAAAUUAUGAAGAGUACUCUGCUCAAGAAAAACCCUCCUUUGAAACUGACCAUCCUCAGUCUACUCCAGCCAGAAAGAAAGGAAACCUUGGAGGUUCAGGUGCUGGUUCUGGACAGAAGUCGCUUUUUUCUUACUUCGGAAAAGGUUAAUCAUUUGCUCUGGUGAUGCCAACGUAUGUAUAUAUACCUCCUCUUUUUGCCUAGCUCAGUUGAAAAAUUAAGAACACAAAUUCUCUUUUGGAAGGAGAAUUCAGGAAAAAAGUCGCUUCAGCUGUCCAAGGGGUGAGAAUAUAUAGAACUAUCUGUUUCUUAUCAGCCUUAAAAUGUUUAGACAUAGCAGAUUGUGUACAAAUGCUAACAUUGAAGUGCUGUUGCUCUUAAAGCUUGUCUGUAACAACACUUUAAGCAUGUUUGUUAAAUUUCUGUUUCUUUUGAAGCUUAAUAUGACUGAGAAAAUUUCUUACA
Molecule: messenger RNA, 1582 nt
Organism: Daucus carota subsp. sativus
Lineage: Eukaryota; Viridiplantae; Streptophyta; Magnoliopsida; Apiales; Apiaceae
Exons: 8
Coding region: 158-1267 (369 amino acids)
Biological process (GO): DNA damage response
Molecular function (GO): single-stranded DNA binding
Source: RefSeq, a predicted model, not a curated record